Linnemannia hyalina is the source of this 2034-nucleotide messenger RNA. The record is from the annotation of a GenBank genome assembly. NCBI's taxonomy places the organism in Eukaryota, Fungi, Mortierellomycota, Mortierellomycetes, Mortierellales, Mortierellaceae.
AUGCUUGAUCACUGGCUCCGCGCUGCCGCCCCCGAGGGUCUCGUCAAGUUUUCCGUUUCAAGCUCAGCGGACUUUGGAUUGAAUGGACUGCUCUCUCUUCCACGCACAUUGACGACACUCAAGAUCAGUCGAUGUCCUCGAAUCAGCGGUGGGGUUUUGCAUCAUGGAUUUCAUCAUUUGUCGAAUCUGACUUCGCUAACCUUGUGUUCGGAACUACUCUUCACGGACGAGACUUUCUUGAUUGCGCUAAAGUCCCUGAGUCAACUGACGCGCUUUGUCUAUGUGUACCCAUGCGACGCUGUGCAGCCAGUAUGGAGAGACUUGUUCCGUUACUGUUCGUCGUGUGAGCUCUACCACCGUCGAGUUACGACCAAGACCUACAGCAGGACACUGAUAAUGCCUGAGCUCCCCGGCCAGAUUCAAGACUUUACGUUUGAGAUGGAUGAGCCGAGGUUCCAGGAGUUGCGAAUUGAGACCUUUGAGCAGAACCGACAUGGGUUGGACAGGAAGGAUAUCCGGUACGCGGUCACCUUGUGGAAGGCAGAUGAUCCAACAGCCGUACAGUCACCGACAACUCUUUGGUGUGGAUUUGAUUUGGCGCAAGACGAGGUUCGGUCGUGGUGGCCAGCCAACUUGACGCGACUCGACCUGUCAAAGUCCAUUGUCACAGGAUCGACGUUUGAUGUGCCCCCACAGCUGCAGGAACUAGUGAUUGCGUAUCCUUUGGAGCCCAACGAAAUGACGGCGACCGAAGGCGACGGAUCUGGAUUGUCUAUCGAGGAGAAGCAAUGGUACCCAGAGUCGCUCUCGACAUUGGAUAUUCGAGGAGUACCAUACCAUGUUCCAUGUGUCAUUCACGAUGAAUCUGAUACCAAAAUCAAAGGCUGGAUGGCAUAUAUUAACAGGAUGCUGAAGAUGGUGCCACGGCAGCUGGAGCAUUUGACGACCAGCAGCUUCCAGGUCCCUGAGGCGGAUUCGAUGACUGCGAUGAAAGAGCGUGUUCAGAACAACCUCAAGACAUGGAAGGUCCGAUUGCUUUGCCCCCAGCGACCUCGUCAGACGGGGUAUUCGAUGCUGCAACUUUAUGCUCCGUAUAUCUACGUGGAUGACGAAUCUGGCGAGGACGAGGAAGAAGAGGUUGAGGAGGAUAUUGCUGUCCUGUCAAGUGGAGACGACACGGACUCUGAUUCAUCUAUGGACUACAUGGAGUCGUUCCUUCGGCGAGGAGAAAUUGCGGCUGAUCGACUGCGCCGCCGGCGCCAGCGAGCACAGCGACAAGCUCGACCGACAAUGGGACAAACCCGUCCAUUGGGCCAGACGACGAGCCAUCAGGGAAGCCAGGGAGUUCAGGCAGCGAUGGGAUCAUUGUCGGCGGCAGAAAAGUAUGAUGUAACACCUGUGAUGCUUCGGCAGGCAGUCAAGAAUAUGAAGGUAUUGGACUCGUUGGAGGUGUAUGUAAACUAUCAACAUUAUCGACUCUGUCGUGCCAAUUGGAAGGGCAACUUGGGUUUGUCUGAACCACCACCCGUCAUUGCCUUACCGACACCCAACGUCAACAACGAGGAGGAGGGAGAUGGUGAUCAUGUCGGCCAGGGUGAGGCCCACCCACGAAAGAAGCUAAAGUCAAUCUUGAAACGACCAACUGGUACUGCAUCGGGCGGAUCUACUCCUGCUGGAUCGCCUGUAGACCAAAAGGGCAAAGGGCGAGCCCACGAUGAUCCCAAGGGGAAGGGAAGAAAGGCAGACUUUUCAUCCCAGCACCCAAAAGCGUCUUGGGUUGGAAUUGGAGGACUUGAUGGGGUGUUGGAAACGGGACGACAGGACAAGGGCAAGGGCGUCAAGAGAGGCUAUGAUGAUGGCGAUCGUGAUCUUGAUGGUCAAUUACGGACUUUGGCGGUGACUACGUCUGUGACCGGUAUCGGAGGAAAUGUUCGAGGAGGCGGAAGAGGAGCAGCAAAGACGUCGCUUCGAUACUGGGAGAACUCCUGUUGCGGCGAGCGUUGCCUUGGCUGGGGACGCGUUCAUUUGGACUAA